AUGUAUAGACUAGUCAUGCCAUAUCAUAUCAUGGCAGAAAAUGUUAAGAUAAAUCUGCUAUUUUUUGCUAAAAGUAGAGAGCUGGUUGGAAGUGGAUUAGGAGAGCUGAUACUUUCUGCUAACUCUAAUUUUGAUGCACUCAAACAAGCACUGUUGUUAAAAUAUCCCUCAUUAGAGGUAAUCGCAGACAAUAUAAUCCUAUCCCUGAAUGAAGAAUACAUUGAUGACAGCCAGCAGUUGACUCUGCGAGAGAGUGACGAGGUCGCCGUCAUUCCACCUAUAAGUGGGGGAUAG
This is a messenger RNA of Saccostrea cuccullata (small rock oyster), 294 nucleotides long. Its product is annotated as molybdopterin synthase sulfur carrier subunit-like. The transcript is spliced from 3 exons. Gene Ontology annotation, cellular component: cytosol. Lineage: Eukaryota; Metazoa; Mollusca; Bivalvia; Ostreida; Ostreidae. Gene Ontology annotation, biological process: Mo-molybdopterin cofactor biosynthetic process. The record is from RefSeq and is a predicted model, not a curated record. The coding region runs from base 1 to 294 and encodes 97 amino acids.